Molecule: messenger RNA, 3275 nt
Organism: Bombus pascuorum
Lineage: Eukaryota; Metazoa; Arthropoda; Insecta; Hymenoptera; Apidae
Product: sodium/potassium-transporting ATPase subunit alpha-like
Exons: 9
Coding region: 1-3015 (1004 amino acids)
Biological process (GO): sodium ion export across plasma membrane; potassium ion import across plasma membrane; intracellular potassium ion homeostasis
Cellular component (GO): membrane
Molecular function (GO): P-type sodium:potassium-exchanging transporter activity; ATP binding; ATP hydrolysis activity
Source: RefSeq, a predicted model, not a curated record
AUGUUUGCAACGAAUUGGUUUCGUAAAUGGAAAAUUCUACCAUACACUGGAAGACGAAGACGACAACGUACUGUUACCAAUCUCGAAUCUCUACGUCGUGAUAUCGAAACAGACGUUCACCUUCGAGCAACGGAAGAUUUAUUGCAAAGUCUAGGGACAAAUGCGACGCAUGGCUUAUCCACAACCGUUGCAUGCGAUCUUUUAGACAAGACUGGUCCAAAUGAACUGACGCCUCCAAAAAAGAUUUCUAAUGCAUUAAAAUUCUUACGUUUAUGUUUCGGAGGAUUUUCUUUAUUGAUAUGGAUAGGUGCUGUAUUAUGUUUUUGCAAUUAUCUCCUGGAGUAUGGCACUUACGGCGAAGCUUCUAAGGAACAUUUGGGGCUUGGCAUCGUGCUCGUUGGCUUGAUCUUAGUUACAGCGAUGUUCAGCCAUUAUCAGGAGUCGAAGAGUUCUCGAAUUAUAGAGUCGUUCCAGCAGAUGUUACCGCAAAAGACAAAGGUCCUGAGGGACGGCGAAAAAAAGGUAUUGUCCGUAGCCGAAUUAGUUAUCGGGGACAUUGUCCUUUUGGAAACCGGUGACCGAGUACCCGCUGACAUUAGGAUCCUGGAAUGUCAAGGUCUUAAGAUCGACAAUGCUUCGAUUACCGGAGAAUCUAUCCCACUUUUAAGAACAGCCAAUGUUCAUCCAACGAAUAAUCUGAUGGAGGCAAAGAACAUGGUUUUCUUCUCGACUGAUAUAGUGGAAGGCAGCGGAAAAGGAGUCGUGGUUGCUCGCGGUGACAAUACCGUGAUGGGCAGAGUUGCUAAACUAACUUCGAAAUUGGCAUCAAGACCCACGCCUCUUUCACGCGAACUUCAUCGAUUCAUGAAAAUGAUAUCGUGCUGGGCUAUAUUCCUUGGAAUGCUGUUCUUUACCUUGUCCACAGCAAUGGGCUACACUUGGAUCAAUUCGAUAGCGUUUCUAAUCGGUAUAAUAGUUGCGAACGUGCCGGAGGGAUUGGCAGCCACUAUGACCGUUAGUCUCACUUUAACAGCGAACAGAAUGGCAAGCAAAAAUUGCCUGGUGAAGCAUCUCGAAGCUAUCGAGACAUUAGGAUGCACCGCUGUUAUUUGCAGUGACAAAACGGGAACGCUCACUCAAAAUAAAAUGACCGUUCGACACAUGUGGUACAACGGUGAAUUGCAAGAGGUAAUGGCUUCUGACACGUGGAGAAAAUAUAUUAAAAACACAGGAUUUCAUAACUUAGCCAGGGUAGCUAGUCUUUGUAAUCGGGCUGAAUGGGAGCCUUUACCUAAAAAUAUGCCCGCACCGCCGUUGAGAGAAAGGAAAAUUUUGGGGGAUGCUUCUGACGCUGCUUUAUUAAAAUGUAUGGAAGUUCUCGUGAAAGGAGGCGCAGAAGCAUAUAGAAGAACUUGCGUAAAGGUGUCCGAAAUACCGUUUAAUUCGACGGAUAAAUUUCAAGCCAACGUUUAUAUGUGCGGGGAGAAAUACGUUGUUUUUUUAAAGGGUGCACCAGAAAGAGUUCUAGAGCGAUGCUCGACCGUAGCGUUCGAUAACGAAACAAGGAAACUGAAUGAUGAAAUCAAGAAAGCUUAUACGGAAUCUUGUUAUAUUCUAGCAAAUAAUGGUGAACGUGUACUUGGUUUUGCUGAUCUCGAUCUGCCUGUAUCUUCUUUUCCAUCGGAUUACGUCUUCAGAGAGGAUCCUCCAAAUUUUCCUCUUCAAAACUUGAGACUAAUCGGAUUAAUAUCAAUGAUGGAUCCGCCGAGGCCAGCAGUGCCAGACGCAGUGUACAAAUGUCGUUGCGCCGGAAUCAAGGUGAUCAUGGUAACUGGCGAUCACCCUGAUACAGCGAGAGCAAUCGCUAAGUAUGUCGGCAUCAUCACCGAUGAUUUUUUGCACAACGAUCACAAUGAAAAGAAACAUUCGAUCGUGGUGACGGGAGUGGAGUUGCGAGACUUAGACUCGGAAGAACUCGACCGUAUCAUAAGACAAUACCCUGAGAUCGUUUUCGCUAGAACAUCUCCCGUGCAAAAGCUUCAGAUCGUAGAGAGCUGUCAACGACUUCAUCUGAUCACCGCUGUUACCGGUGACGGAGUCAAUGACACACCGGCAUUGAAAAAGGCCGAUAUUGGCAUCGCUAUGGGCAUUGCUGGGUCGGACGUGAGUAAAGAAGUUGCAGACUUGAUUCUAUUAAACGACGAUUUUGCCUCUAUAGUUGCCGGGAUCGAAGAAGGACGAAGAGUAUUCGACAACUUGAAAUCGAGUAUCGCGUAUACUCUAGCUAGUAACAUUCCAGAAAUAACACCCUUUUUGGCAUUCAUUGUACUUGGCAUUCCUUUGCCUGUAGGCGUGAUUUGUAUAUUGUGCAUAGAUCUUGGCACGGACAUGUGGCCAGCCGUUUCAUUGGCUUACGAGAAAUCUGAAUCCAACAUUAUCCUUAGGAAACCCAGAAUUCCACUAAAAGAUCAUCUCGUCAGUCAUCGGUUACUUUUCCUGUCUUACGGACAGAUCGGCAUAAUCGAAGCUUGUGCUGGUUUCGUCACAUAUUUCGUAGUUAUGGCGGAACAUGGUUUUCUACCUUAUAGAUUACUGGAUUUACGAUCGUCGUGGGACAGUAUCGUCGUAAACGACUUGCAAGAUUGUUACGGUCAAGAAUGGACGUACGAGCAGCGCAAGAUACUCGAAUAUACUUGCCAUACCGCUUUCUUCGUCAGUAUAGUGAUUGUUCAAAUUGCUGACGUGAUGAUCUGCAAAACUCGUCGUGUCUCUCUCUUUCAUCAAGGCAUGGACAAUUGGGUACUUAAUUUUGGGAUUGUUUUCGAGAUAACGGUAGCCUGCGUCGUUUGUUAUGUCCCUUAUAUGAAAGAAAUUCUCAGAACAUAUCCAUUGAUCUUUGAGUGGUGGCUACCAGGUGUACCGUACGCGGUGAUUAUUCUGAUUUACGACGAACUUAGAAAGCUUUGGAUCAGAAGAAAUCCUGCAGGAUGGUGGGAUCGCGAAACCUGUUAUUAAAUCUACGCAAAUGGAUAUAACAUAAUUCGAUUUACCAUAAAUUCUAAUCGUAUGACAGAACACUUUAAAGAAGCAUUUAACGAUAAACAUAAACGAUAUAAAAUAAAAAGAAGGCUAUUAAUAGAAGAGAAUAUCCCGGACACAGAAGACCAUUAAAGUUCUUGAUUCUGUGUUAAUGAAAUUCCAAUCAUAUUAAACGCUUUAUAUCUAAAAAUGCUUGAAACAUUGAUUAUCUUGUUUAAUGUACGGCUAACUCGAUG